This is a messenger RNA of Drosophila ananassae, 5724 nucleotides long. RefSeq lists its product as uncharacterized. NCBI's taxonomy places the organism in Eukaryota, Metazoa, Arthropoda, Insecta, Diptera, Drosophilidae. The coding region runs from base 874 to 4836 and encodes 1320 amino acids. Gene Ontology annotation, cellular component: nucleus. The record is from RefSeq and is a predicted model, not a curated record. Gene Ontology annotation, biological process: regulation of transcription by RNA polymerase II. The transcript is spliced from 6 exons.
UUGGUAUUCUGCCCAUAACUGGCAUCGGCCACCCUGCCAACACACAUAAAUUACAUUUUGUUUUAAACAAUUGAAAAGCCAAAAUAAAAGUAAAAUACGACAACGAGUUAGCGGCAUUUGUAAAACCAGCAUCUAUAGGACGAUAAUUAUUGGCCGCCAUGUGUUAGCUGCCGGAACGCCGCCCCGUAACGCGUUUCUCUCGGUCUGGGAUUUUCGACCCAAAACAAGAAAAAUUCGCACGCCGUCGCAACGAAUUCGCAAUGCGCUACCGCUGAAAAUCGAGGUACCAUACAGCUUUUACGCCUUGGCCAAACUAACAAACUAAACGCAAAGAAGCCAAUAACGCUUUGGCGAAAGCCACAAACAACUGGCAAUGGAGCUGAGCGGCGUAAACGUGGGCAAAAGGACGUUGGCCAGUUCAAAAGACCGCGUGCUUGUGGCGUAGCGUGCAAGGGAGGUUAUCGCGCAAGGACCACGAGAGCGAAGCGGCUCCUCGUUCGCUCGCAGAAAACGAAGCGGCUCCCUUCCUCGCCUCUCGCUCCGCUCGCCUGCCUGCCUGCUCGCCGAAAACGAAGAAGAAAUCCUUCCGUGGGUGGUGGUGUUGGUGUGAAAAAAGUGCGUGCGGUGCGAUACGGUACGGUCUGUUUAUGGGCCAAUUGGAGCCGCAUCUUGGGAGUUAGCAGCUCCUCGAUUCUGUUCAACUAUCCUCUGUCCAUGUGGCAGGACCUUCCGUCUGGCGGGUGCAAAAUUAGACGAGGUUCUUUCCCUUCUUCCCCUGCCACUCUCUCUCCCAGCUGUCCCUUUACCAGUUAACUAUCACAUUCCCACGGAUUGCUAGACACCCUAUGAUCCUGGCUGCCAAUUAGUCCUGUGAUGGCUAACAACAAUCACCCGCAUCCGGGCCAUCUAAGCCAGGCGGCGCAGAACCCAUCAUGGAAUCCCCUGCAAAUUCCAUCGUAUAUACCGCGGCAGCCGCAGUUGGCGCACAUGUCGAAUGAACGGCCCGGCAUGGUGCGCUCUCCGCUGGCCUGGCACAUGACCGGGGGCAACUCAGCCCCCGCCCAGCCGCCACAUCCUCAUCCGCAUCCGCAUCCACCGCCGCCACCCGAUGCCAUUUACAAUUUUAUGUCGGCCAAUCACAAAAACCUGGAUCACCAUCAUCAGAUGAAUCCAUUGCUGGCGCCGCCAUACACUGGAACAUUACCAUUCGACUCCAUGGACCUGUCGCUGCAAUCCGCCCGCAAUGCGGCCCAGCCGUUGGCCAAGCAGCAACAGCAGUCGCAGCCACAACAGCAGCACCCGCAACACCAGGCGCAGCAACCACAGCCGCAAUCGCUCAUCCAUGCCCCUAACUACACAUCAAUCAGUCAAAAUCUCACGACCAAUGCCGCGCAGCAGCAGCAACAGCAACAAGGGCACUUGGCCGCCAUGGCUGCUGCCCAUGCCAGCUUACUGCAGUCCAGCGGCCAAAAUCCAGUGGUUCCUGCUCCUGGAAUCACAAAUGGUGCUGACUGUGAAUCGCUUCUGCCGCCUCCGCCACCCGCAUCCGUAUCCUCCGGCAACAGCAAUCAUGGCGGGAGCAACAACAGCAGCAGCAGCAACAACAACAUACCCAGCCCGCACUACAUGCCAACUCGCGACGAGAACUUUAAGCUGGCGCAGCUGAAACGCAGUUUUGACCACGAACUGGCGGGGAAGAACAUGCCGAAGGACAAAGACUGCGGCUACCCGGGAGCAGGACCAACCAAGCUACCUGCGCACAACGUGCAACAGCAACAUGCCAAUAAGAAACCCUCGCCAUUACGCAACUUCCACCAACAACAGCAGCAGCCACAGCCGCCGUACAACUUGGCAGCCAAAUUCAAUGGCCCGCAGACACCACCCACUCCUCAGUCACCGCUGGGGUCUGCACCACAUCAGAUGCAAUCACCCACCAUGGACUACAAUCAGCUGCAUUUGCAUCAUCCACUGAAUAGUGCGGGAGGAGGUCCGGUUCCAGGAGGCUACCAGCACCUGCAGCCGGAUCAGUCACAGUCACAAUCACAGCCGCAGUCGCAUCCUCAACACUUGCACUAUCUCAACCAGCAACCGCCGUCUCUGCCACCCCACUUGACCAAUGCCCAGUUUCAAGGGCAACCGCAGGAUGUGGUCCACCAGCAGCAGCUGGGAGCCACAACACCGCAGCAACAGCAGACACAUCAUUCCCGCAAUGCGCAACUGACGAAUCUCGACCUGGCAGUGAAGAGCAAGCCGGAUUCGGAAGCUGAGGAGCAGCCGGUUAUUACGGAUCUCUCCUACCGGAACGCAGAUUCGGAGAAGCCUGCUCCGGAGGCACCUGAAUCUCCCUACCUGACGACUUCCAACGAAGAGUCGCUGGAGUCCAAUAGCAACAGCAGCAAUAGUCGGAAGCGUCGCAAACGAAAAUCCAGCAUGGUGAUGCGGGUUACGCCAAACGAAAAUGCCCCCGAAGGAGCAACUACGAACAAGCAGCAACAGCAACAGCUCAUUCAUGGCAACAGCUGUAGUCCCAAAAACGGAGGCACUGAGUUCCAGCCGUUUAGCUUGCAGAAUGAGAAGGCGCCGCAGGAGAACGGAAGCAACGGAUCGCCGGCACCGGCGGAGAACAGCAAUAGCAACAGCUCAACGCCGUAUAAUGACAAUGAGAACCCCAAGACCAAGAAGCAGCGGCAGGCCCUGCUGCAGCGGAACCUCACCGAGCAGCAGCGACAGACCCAGGAGGAUGAGCCAAUGAAGAAGUUGACGCCGCCGAGCAUGCCACCACCCAGUCCGCAGAGCAAUAGCAGCAGUAGUAGCUCGAGCAGCUCCAGCGCCAACACCCAUAGCAGUCGGGCGAGCAGUGAUAUUCGUAGGGAUCAAAAGGUGGAGGUGAGCAACAAGGCCAUCACCGAUACCCCUGCAUCGCCCGCCCUCGUGGAGCAGGGCAACAUAGAUGCUAGGCCGGCGGUGAGUGUACACGAGUGCGACGAGGAAGAGGAGUCGGCGACGAACAAGUCAUCCCCUCCAGCUGCACCUCCUGCCCCACCUGCUGCAACAACACCGGUGACGGAAUCUCCGAAGAAGACCGAAGCUGAACCCUGCCCCUUUGGCGAAGUGGAGGAUAAGCUGGAGCAGAUGUUCGCCGGCAUCGAGGAGGAACCAGAUCGCACCUGCACGCCAGAGAAGUCUACCGCGGAGACGGGAGAAAAUGGGAAUCACGAUUUGAGCGCACAGCUGGCUCUGGACAGCGCUAAACCAGAAGAGGCGCCAGCGGAAAAGGUGGAAGCGGCGCCAGUAGUUACCCCAACGCCUGAAAUACGUCCCAUGGCGACCAAGGCGGCGAUGAAGUCCACGAUGCCCAGUCCUGUGCACAGUCCAACGCCAGAAGCCCGCUCCACCUCAACUCCCUUAGCAGCAGUGGAUGAGGAGAGAGCCAAAGAAUCUGCUGCCCCCAAAGCACCACCAGUUCGCAGGCUACCUCAACGCCGCCUCUCCAUGGGAAUGGAUGCCUCCCUGCUACGGUUUAUGAUAGACGACCCACCCGCUAAGAAAGCGACGGCACGAAAGAAAAAGGCGGCAGAUCCAGAGCCGGUGGAUGACGAGGAGAUUGACGACGACAAGCCCAGUACCUCGGCCGCAGCAGCGGCUGCACUGGCAGCUAGGUUGGCUCCCAAGGGAAAGGCUGCCCCUGCAGCCAAGAAAAAGAAUGCCGGAAAAGGUAAAAAGGGAGGAGCAUCGGGAAAAGGCUCCGGAAAUGCAAAGAAUGCCAAGCAGAAUGGCAAGAAGGCCGGACGAAAAAUGCACAACAACACCACGGAUGAGGAUAGUACCUCUGCGCCCACAAAUGGAGUGACUUCCGCCCCGGACCUCAAGGGCAAGUCCCCAUUCAUACUCAUCAAGGCUGACGGAAGUGUGACCAUUAAAAAUACGCACAACGCCGAGGAUGUGAAUGAGAAGCAAACGAAGGCCAAGAAGGCGCCGCACGAGCGGAAGAACCUUCGGGGCAUGCACAGUUCAACGCUGAGCAAUCGCUACGACGCGGACACCACGGACUCCACCUGGAUAUGUGUGUUUUGCAAGCGCGGCCCCCACAAGCUGGGCCUGGGGGAUCUCUUUGGGCCGUAUUUGGUGACCAGUGACUGCGAAGAGUACCGGGCAGCUCUGCAGGCACCGGGUGUCCAGGACAUCGAUGGUUUAUUUGUCAGUAAGCGACGGCGUGAGGAUAUGGUGAAGGUGCAGGAACGAAAUCUACCCGUUGUGCCCGCCACUCUGGCCACCAUUAUGCAGGCUCCCAAGAUCAGCAUGCAUAAACGAAAACGAAAACAGACGCAUGACAGUCAAGUGUCUUAUAGCGACGAUCCUAAUGAAUCGCAAUCGCAAUGCUCAUCGAUGGACCCGCUGGACUGCAGUCACGAGACCAAGUUCGUGGAGACGUUUCGCGGCAUGGGCAAGACCUCGGAGCACGGCUACGAGGUGUGGCUGCACGAGGACUGUGCCGUUUGGAGCAAUGACAUCCACUUAAUUGGCGCCCAUGUCAACGGACUGGAUGCGGCUGUGUGGGACAGCACACGGUAUCAGUGUGUGCUCUGCCAGCAGUCGGGGGCCAAUAUCUGUUGUUUCCAGCGGUGCUGCAAGGCACCCGCCCAUGUUCCCUGCGCCCGAUCAGCCAACUGGAGUUUAAGUGAAGAGGACCGCAAGGUCCACUGUCAGUUACACAGCGGAGAGUCGGGUGUUGCCGAAUCCGUGAAAUUGGAGCCCCUCAUUCCAGUCGUAUCGGUAGUUACACCCGCUCCUGCUCCAGCACCACCGCCCGCAUUCAAUGUUCAUUCGCUUCCCUGAGUACGAGUGCGCGUCCAGAAAUGCCGCCUGGUCGCCGAGCGUUGAGCGUUGAAGGCACAACCCCGAAUCCAAAUCCAAAUCCAACAAUCCAAUCCAACCAACUCCCAACACCACCCGCAGUUCGCUGCAGCUUUUACUUAAGCUUUUGUACAUAAGUUACUACCGACUGCCGUUGCCGCCAGGAGGGCAUUUCGUAAUCCGUGAAGUGUUUUUUGUAUAAAUUCGCUGUACAUUUUUAGGCUUUGACGCACCGCACAGGCGAUAAUCACAGCAUCCUUAGUUGUUUAUAUUUAAGUUACUCCUAAAACCCUAAAUUAUUUUUUCGGCUAGUACUACGCACUAUUCAUUAGUACCUUUUAGUUCUAACUACACGUAAGCUUGAAGACUCCCAUCAAACAAAAACAAAGCCCACGACGUUAUACCCUGCAUCACAAAUGCCAAUUGUAUCGAUUUAGUUCAAAUUCAAACUGUGUGUAUAAACGACGAAUACUCCAUGCCAUACCUACGAUAACUACCGAGUAAUCCAGAUAGCUGAUCGUAGACAUCAGGAAGAUUCCAAUCCGAUGCGAUGAGAUGAGGAACGUUGCAGUAGAGUUACUUAUAAAUAGAAAAUGUUUGACACCAAGUAAGCGAUAACAUUCGAUGCCCAAUUUAAAAUGGAAUAUUGUACAACAAUAUAAAUAAUAUAACUGAUAAACAAAAACACAUAUGCGACAAAAAAUAACAAUGAUAAUAGAGUGGUAAUGUAAAAGUUAAAGCCAGCUAAAUUAAACCUUGUAUUGUAUUCGUAUUUGGUAAGAUCUGUACGUAUUGCUGAUAAUUUUAAACCCUAAAUUCGUAUAAACAAUAAAAACUUAAUCUCACAAGCAACUGAUUAAAUGAUUCGUA